Cryphonectria parasitica EP155 is the source of this 2884-nucleotide messenger RNA. RefSeq lists its product as uncharacterized. Gene Ontology annotation, biological process: phenylacetate catabolic process; fatty acid beta-oxidation. Lineage: Eukaryota; Fungi; Ascomycota; Sordariomycetes; Diaporthales; Cryphonectriaceae. The transcript has 6 exons. Gene Ontology annotation, molecular function: acetyl-CoA C-acyltransferase activity. Bases 117 to 1370 code for a protein of 417 amino acids. Gene Ontology annotation, cellular component: peroxisome. The record is from RefSeq and is a predicted model, not a curated record.
UAUUGUUCUACACGUCAAGCAUAUUGUUUAUCCUGGAUUCGAUAUUGUCCCUCCUCGUCCCUCAGACCAAACCGACACUUUGACAGAUCAUCAAUAACAGCAAAGAAACCGCAAAGAUGGGUGCCCUCGACAGACUGUCCUCUAUUGGCAGCCAGCUUACCAGCCCCAAGUUUGGCAAGGAGAAGCUCCUCGAGAAGAACCCUGAUGAUAUUGUCGUCACAGCAUGCCUCCGCACCCCCUUUACAAAGGGCGGUAAGGGAGGUUUCAAGGACACUAUGGCCUCCGACCUCGUGGUCGGCGCCCUGAAGGGCCUCAUCGACCGCUCCAAGAUCGACCCGUCCCUGGUUGAGGACGUCUGCGUCGGCACCGUCCUUGCCCCAGGUGGCGGUGCCACUGAGAUGCGUGCCGCCGCCCUGGCCGCCGGCUUCCCCGAGUCUACCGCUGUGCGCACCCUCAACAGGCAGUGCUCCUCUGGCCUGCAGGCGUGUGUGGAUGUCGCCAACCAGAUCCGCGCCGGCAUGAUCGAGGUGGGCAUCGGCGCGGGCGUCGAGAGCAUGUCUACGCAGUACGGGCCCGGCGCCGUAACCGAGUUCUCCGACCUCCUCGAAUCCCACCCCGAGGCCGCCAACUGCAAGGUCCCCAUGGGCGUUCUGUCCGAGGACAUGGCCAAGGCCCGCAACAUCAGCCGCGCGAGCCAGGACGCCUUCGCCGCUGCCUCGUACCAAAAGGCUGUCGUGGCUCAAAAGCAGGGCCUUUUCAAGGAGGAGAUCCUGCCUCUCAAGGUGAAAUUUGAGGACCCCAAGAGCGGCGAGACAAAGGAAAUCGUCGUGGACCGCGACGAUGGCGUGCGCGACGGCAUCACAGCUGAGUCCCUGGGCAAGAUCAAGCCCGCGUUUGCCCGUGAUGGCUCCAUCCACGCCGGUAACGCCAGCCAGAUCAGCGACGGCGCCGCGGCCGUCCUGCUCAUGCGCCGCAGCACCGCCGAGCGCCUGGGACAGACCAUCCUCGGCAAGUACGUCGCCGCCAGCAUCGUCGGCGUCGCCCCCCUGCUCAUGGGUGUGGGGCCCUGGAAGGCCAUCCCCAAGGUCUUUGAGCUCACCGGCAUCACCAAGGACGACGUCGACAUCUUUGAGAUCAACGAGGCCUUUGCCAGCCAGUGCCUGUGGUGCGCCAACGAGCUGGGCCUGCCCGCCGAGAAGAUCAACCCCAAGGGCGGCGCCAUUGCUUUUGGUCAUCCGCUCGGAUGCACGGGCGCCAGGCAGGUCUCCACGCUGCUGUACGAGCUUAGGAGGAGGGGUGAGAAGAUUGGUGUCACGAGUAUGUGUAUUGGUACUGGUAUGGGCAUGGCUGCUGUGUGGGUCGCCGAAUAGAAGAGAACGAAGAUGGACGUUGAAACAAGGGCAAUGGAUGUUUUGAUUAAUGCUGUAGAGUAUGUAUGGGUCUGAAAAAAAAAAAAUGCAUGAUCAUGUUGGACUCUAGCAAUGCUGUAUUGGAGUAGUGAUUCCAGUGGCACAAGAAUGCAAAACCUUCCAAAAAAAUAAAAUAAUACAAUCUGUCUCUAUGCACAGGUGGUAUUGCUUAUCUUGUGAAUAAAAUGCAGUGUAAACGUAGAUGCUGUAUCCCUUCCCACAAACGCCAUUCCCUGAUGUGGAAUAUCUCCCGUUCACAUUUGAUCCAAGAUUUCCAUCUGGAUAAUUUCUUGCCACCCGAAUAUAUAUAUAUCUCCCUACAAUUUCCCCCGUAGAUUCCUCAGCUUAGGAUCUGUAUCAACACCUAGUGCAUCCCGUAGAUUGAUAUCAAUUCCCUCUUUCUUGAGGCGCUCGGUGAGCUUCAUGACGUAAAACAUAAAAUUCUCGUCUUCCGUCUCCUCCACGUUCUCGCCCAGAGCUAGCCGCGCUGCCUCGUCGGCUAGGUUGAUGAUAUCGUGUAGAAGCUCGUCGGUUCGGCUGGGCGAGGGCAUGUGCGGUUGUGUCCAGUCGAUCGACUGGAGAUAGCUCCGCAUGUUGCUUCGCGCGGUGGUGUUAGCAGUGCUGGCCAAUGCCUUGUUAUCACUGCUGCCGCUGGCUGUGGUACUAGUACUCGGCGCUGCCGGAGGCAGAGCGUUGACCACGCGUCCCGGGUUAGCGGCACGAGGAGCACUGGUGACACCGGCAGCGCCAGUCUUGUCGUGUCCCGCCGUCACAGGGUCGGUCUGCUUAGGAUGCACCGUCACUCUCACCUCGCCCGGGAUGCCAUCGAUGCGGAGGUUUGCAGACUGGCCCGGAGCUACAGUAUGGGUGGCAGUUGGUUGAGGCCCAUGGGCCACCAAGUUCCGCAGAAACUUAUUGGCGUCCUCAGAGCCGUCCAUGAGCCACUUGAGACAUAAUUGAACCCGCUCCCUGGCGUAGCGAUUGUGAUCGUCAUAAGUGCAGCAGUUCAACAGCGCAACGAUACCAUUGUGCUUCACAAUUUGCUUCUGCACAGUUGCAUUGCCCGGACUGUGGUGGCCGCGAGGUGGUUGCAGCAGUGUAGCGAGAAUCUGCAGGAUCUGGCCCUUGACGCCAGCCCAUGGGAAGGUGUAUGCAGCCGGUGUGUCGCGUAUAUUGUUGCCCGCAUGCGGUGGCUGAGGAGGCUUGGCGUCGUUGGGGUCGUGAUGACCAUUGUUCACCGGUGGGGAUGCUUGGCUAACCCGGUCUUUGGAUCGGUUUGGCGGAUUUACGAGACUUUUCUUCGCCACGCCCUCCUCGAGCCCUCGUAAAAGUGAGAUGAGAUCGUACGCCGCCUCCCAUUCGAUCAACUUGGGCCGCACCUCGGGAUCUUCCGAUACGCUCGUCAGGAAGUCCAGGAACUGCACCAACCCGUCCUUGGCACGCUCCAUGUCCCAGUUGUCCACAGGGAAGUCUGU